UGAAAGUGGUGAUAGUGUGACCUUGUACUGAUCGAUUGUGAGUUCGGAGCGAUCGAUAGCUCCAUCGUUUCCUCAGAGCGAAUGUAACGAAUAAGCUAGCUAUCCGCCUCAGCAUCUCAUAUGCAAUUUCUGCCUAACUUGAACUUGCUGAUUGGUAAGACCAUGACUAGGGUUCCUUCUCGGAGAAGGAACUGGUCUGCGACUACGCGUACCACACCUGAUGACGUGCCAAGGAUCCUUUAGUGCCAUAGCCAGUAAACAAUCGGAUGCAAUUGACUACUUAGCAAAUUCUGCGAAUUAUCCCUGUUAUUACGCAACUGAGAAUAGCAAUGAAGAGAAGAAAUUUAUAGCAGACUUGAAGAACUCGCCGUGGGUGAAGCAUUAUCGAUCAGUGUGUGUCGAGAUGAGCCGUGGGUCGCAAAGAUUUAGCAAAUCAAACGAUAGUGUAAUGCCAAACAUGACCUCACACUGUGUGGUCCGCCCACCGCACGUUUACUCGGUAGGACAAAGAGUGGUAUCUUUUAUUCGAGGUGCGUUCCGUCGAAACUCAAACGUUUCGACUUCUGGGAUCACUCGAGCCUCAGCGCAAACCGACCUUCCAAAGCACCCAUGUACGCACUUAAAGAAACCACGUCAGUACCGUGGAUCACAGCCUGUUACAGGAUGGAAAAAUCGGAAAGUGACUAUUGGUAAUGAUGCGGUCUCUGAACUCAUGACAACAAAGAAGAGCGAUCAGUGUAUGUUGUUUUCCACCAGGAACUCAGUUAGACAUACAUCGGAGCGAGGGAAUAUGACAAGAUCAGCUGGAGCAUCGACAUCAAGUUCACGAGACCAAAGCAACUCACAGAAUUCCACGCCAAAUCCACGUCCUUCUGCGUUGGUUAUUUCAUCUUCCAAUCGAUCGAGAGAAGGAGUGGCCAAGCGAACCAGAUUUUCCUUACACCCAUCCACAUGUAACGCACCUCCCGAUUUAAUUAGACCUCGCCGUGAUAGUGAGGAUACCGCAAACUCUGUAUCCUCACUAGUUGACAUGUCCCACAGGUCGGAAAUAAUAUCAACUGAUCUGACUUCCGUUUGCGGCGACAGCGCUUCAUUCCAAAAACCAAGAACGUGUGAAAAUAGUAUAUCCAGAAAGGCGCGCACGUUACUAUCGGACUCAACUGCUAGGGACAAAGAAUUACAAAAAGGCAAGCCAUCUGAGCCUCCUAAAGCAUUUCCCACUUCAGUUUAUGAAGAAAAGAGGCACCAAGUCAUGCCAGUAUCCACAUGUGACGGAGUAAAGACGAGCUUAACUAAAGUUCAAGGAACAAAACGGGGACAAUGUAAAAAGCAACACACGAUAACUAGCGUCACUCCCAUGAUGAAGAUUGGAUCUACCAAGCGCCCUUUCGGUGUUUCCACUGGCCUAAGACGUGCUUCCAGUACUACCGGAACACUUGAUGAACGUAGAAAAGUGAUACAUCUAUCUACAGGUUACCAGUCUAGUUCAUCAACUCCCGUGUUAAAUGUCACUCCUGACACGCCGGUAGUUUCGCCCGAAAGCCCAUUGGAAUCGUGCGGCACUCAUCCCACAGAUAACGAAUCCUCUAUGGUGCGUACCGUUGAGUGUGGAACGACCGACCAUUUUAGACUAACAAGGUCAGGCCUGCGUAGUUUUGAACUGUGUUCGUUGUCACGUUCUACUCAAUCUCCUGGUUUAACUAAAGCGCCUUCUAAUUGUCUACAGGUGCAACGCCACGGACCGUAUCGGUUCCGUCGCUAUCGCAAAUUAAUUUCAGAGUUGGAUCAAAUGCAUCGGAACUAUGCCGCUCCAUACGAAAUUGCUCGAGAAUUAGUAGACAACAUGUGUCAGUUUCGUUUAAAUGAAAUCGCACAGUCUUUACUUCUAUCAAAGCCAAGACCUGCCUACUAUGAUAAGAUGACCAUGAUUACUGACUCUAACGGGGAUGCGAACACACGGACGAAAGAUGAGACCAAUCUAGCUUUUCAACCAUCAGCACAGCAGAUUUGCAAUCAGGACAAUAGCGAUGAAUUCGAGUCACUACGUAGCAAAGAAUCCUGCACACAUACAACAUCUGCAGCAUUGUCAACUCAAGAACCUGUGGGUAUACUCUGCCUACCUGUUCGACGAGCUCGCAAUAAGCUCAAACUAGAAAAUGUAGCAACAAAAUCCAAAAUAAACAAAGAAAUCAAUCAGCAUGUGUUCGUAGACAGUUGCGCCAGAAGUGGUUAUACGAGAGAUGUGAAUGGUGAAUUUGAUAUAGCUUCCUCGCGCUCAUUAGAAGUUGGGUAUCAACCAGCAGAUAAGACCAAACCACCAAGGACUAGAGAAAUAUCGAUACAAUCUAGUACAGCAGAGCAGUGUAACCAACCGACUGAGAAGGGUGUGCAAUUCGAUGGAGAACCAGUUUUGUAUAUCAAGCAGGAAUUCAUGGGGUUGACACAACCGGAGGAAUGUCAGAAUAUCCGCAUUUGUCAUGGCACGCAAACCAGCUAUUCCAUUUCACUCGGAGGAGAUCAUGAUGGUUUCAGUGAACUGGAUGAUUCACAGGAUCUGGGUUGCCUUUCGGCCGGAGAGAGCUCUGUUGUUCGUACGGUGACGCAGUCUCCGCAGCCCAUCGAUGUGCAGCCUCCUCGUACACCUUUGUCGUCCACAAUUGCAAAACCACUCGUCAUCCGGAAUCCGAUGAGUCCAGUUGAAAUUAAUAUGACGAGCUCUAACACUCCUCCUUCCUGCAACGAAUCCAAAGGGUGUCCAGUGGAAACCCAGUCUACCGUAAGUUUUGCAGCUGCGUGUCAAGAAGGCGUAAAUACGGUGGCCAGUUCAAUCCAGGAAAGGACGCGCAGCGGGAAUUCUGAAAGUGUUAGCAUUCAACCGAACAUGGUUGACUGUAUAUGCCCCUUAGCUCAGUCCACCGGACAAGGGACCCAUUACAGUGGCCCCAACAAAUCCACUGUAAGCGUAUCCUGUCUUCCACGAGACGAUCCAAUUACGCUCAUGAAUGUGGCUAAACUGGUAGUGUUACCAAGUCCUUUACAAUUGGAUGAUGACCCCGGGUUAACUACCACACCGCUGCUCUACAGAUGCCACGUCGCAAGCUCCGCAACACAGACGGAGUUGAAUGAGCAGUAUGAAAUCCAGCCGUCCGUUUCGCUCCCAGAACAACAAUCAAUUUCUUCGGACGUCAUCUAUGCGAUCCAGUCUGCUCAAAGCAGUGACGAAAGAUCAGAGUUAGUUCCGGAAAAACCGGUCACUGCAUUAGAUACCCGUGGAAUGCCUUGCAAACGGGAUAAAGUGACGAUUACAGCCUAUGCUCAAACUGGAAGCGAGUCAAUGUUCUCUGUUCUAGGUGGUAGUGGCCGCGGUGUUAUUGACAGCGUCAGCACUGUAGGCGUUGACCAAGAUGCUAACGCUAAGCUCCAUGCCAAGACAACCAUUAAUCAGGAAAAUGUGUCCCCUCGAGCUGAAUUUGCAUCUACGUGUGUCUUGCAGGCCAAGCAACAACACGUUUUUGAUGCCGGUAUGGGUCACUGGAAAAUAAGCAAUUAUAGUUUGCCUACCAGGUUGUCGGAGAGCAAGGAGAGGAAGGAUGAACCCAAUGAAAUAUCGGAAAGUUCAACGGUUUGGUCACAUCCACAUCUAGCAGAGGAUAGAAAGCUGUCGCCGGAACGUGAAUGCAAGUCAGAAAACGGAUACUACGUACCUGUGAUGCGAAGACCAGGAAGUAUCCUGAGUGACUUGAGUCGCACACCUCUCUCAAGGGCACUUCAACGUAAUGACAUACAUAGCGGAGACAGUAGACUGAGUGUUUGUGUUCCUAAGGCGAGGAGGAAUGUGGCCUUUUUAACGCAUCAUGGUCGCGCACAUAGCAUACGACGACAGAAAUGGACCAACGGAGACUUGGAGACGAAUGAUGCUGAUACCAGCUCCUCGAUUAGCCCCCCUCCCAAACCCGGGUUUCGAAUGGGCAACAGAUAUUUUUAUGAACAGAAAGACCCGAUAAUCUCGCAGAACACGGUGAGCAACAGAGGAAGAGCUCGUCAUCCAAACUACGUACAUAGAAGAAAAAUCGACUCUAGGAAUGCAACUCCGCAGCACCGAUCCGUAGGAGAUUAUCGUACCUGUCUCAAUUCGGGGUUACACGGACUGAGACGUCCCAACUCGACACCCCAAGUUGUAAGGCUAUCGAGCUUAAACUCAGAGGGUACGAAAAUCUUGGAUGCACAUAGUGUAAGGACCUCGGCUUCCACUGCUAGCUCACCAAUUACUGGAAAAGUCAGCCAGUUAGGUCGCAGACAGCCAGUGAGUCCUGAACCCACCAGGUUUCGGCACGCAAACUGCUCCACACCAAGAAACAUGCUGCCGCGUAGCACAAAGAAAAUUAGCCGUUCUAUCUCCAGUUUGGUGGAUUCACACCGAUGUCGUCGUCUUGGAUCCUCUCAUUCAACCGGGUGCGGUUCUGCUGUCUACAAUCAGGAACAAAGCAACGAUCCACACACACCCAGGCCGGGUAAUACAAGCGGUCUACUGCGUCCAGCUUCAGGUGAGCCAAAGCUGGCACAACGAACACUCAGUACAUACAACCGGCGGAUGUCGCCUCGAAGAUUACGAUCGCUCAAAAGUCCCCAUACGCAUAACAGCACUCGCUGCAACGAGGACAGUCUGUUGCGUCACACAUUUGCCUCCCUGCAAAAAGUUCGCACAAAAACACUGUGUUCCACACAUGCAGCAUGUCGCCCUCCGAUGGUGUUCAAACGGUAGUGUCUACAUUCUACCUUCAUUCGACACGCAUUUUCACUCACCCCGUCCGUGAAAAUAGAUGCUCUCUCUCUCAUUCUACGAAUUUUUGUACGAUGCUAACUUCAUCAUCAUUGACCUUACGCUUUCCAACAAUUUGGGGUUGUUCAUGCAUGAAAUAGAGAUUAAAAGAUGUCCCAUCACUUACAUUUGGGAAAAAUGGAUGAAAGAUCACCACCCCGGGAACAAAGUGACUGCAAACAAAAUACUCUGAGUUGUUAUGCGGCGUUUAUUUAAUGGAAGAGCAGUUUAUUGUCCAACAUAUUUCGGUUGACCAGAAAUUAUCAGAGAUGUUCGAUGGCUGUAGGAUUCAUAUUGUAGGAAGAAGUAGAAACGAAGCAGACUCGAGUUAAAACCGAAGGACAAACCACAGAAGACCGGUGAGAUACAGUCGGAGUGUACUACCUUGCUCGUAGGACUAGAAUAGGAUGGAAUAGGCGAUUAGACAUGGUACUAUAUUUGGUCAGCAAAUUACCGGCCUGCAAUUUCACAGCAGUGUGCGUAGUUUUCUGAAACUCAUUCUCUGGUUUUGAUAACGGAGCCAUAGAGUUGUUAAAGGAUGCUAGUAGAUUGGUAAGUAGUGCAGCAGCUUUGUCUUAUUGAUCUGUUGAAUUCAACUCAGUAGAAGACAAGGCAUAUAACAAUAAUCCUCAUAUGAGUACUGGU
Molecule: messenger RNA, 5464 nt
Organism: Dicrocoelium dendriticum
Lineage: Eukaryota; Metazoa; Platyhelminthes; Trematoda; Plagiorchiida; Dicrocoeliidae
Source: the annotation of a GenBank genome assembly